Molecule: messenger RNA, 1256 nt
Organism: Folsomia candida
Lineage: Eukaryota; Metazoa; Arthropoda; Collembola; Entomobryomorpha; Isotomidae
Product: fatty acid hydroxylase domain-containing protein 2
Exons: 4
Coding region: 143-973 (276 amino acids)
Biological process (GO): sterol biosynthetic process
Molecular function (GO): iron ion binding; C-4 methylsterol oxidase activity
Source: RefSeq, a predicted model, not a curated record
AAUGACUGUUAUGUUAUGCAAAUUAAGAGUUGCAUCAUGUGCUCUGAAGUGGACGACUCUAUUUAGUAAAUACGUGCCCUGAGUACGUGACUGUACUUUAAACUCUCUGUUGUUUAAACCUGGUGACUGGAAUUGUUUGAACAUGGACCCUUCGUCGUGGUUGUCGAGUGGGUGGGGCUGGGUUCUGGGGGUGAGUGGGGGCGAUGCCUUUACCAUCCGAGUUUGGGGCUCUUUCAUCAUCUCGAUGCUCAUCUACUGGGGGUUGGGAGGCUUGUUCACCAUCGUCGACCUCACUGGGAAACCUGAGUGGAUGCUGAAAUAUCGAGUACAGGAGAACGUCAAGAGCUACCCCAUUUCCAAGGCCCAGUUUUACGACUUGCUCUGGGUAAUCCUCCGCAAUCAAGGGAUCAUACUUUUCCUGCUCAUGGGCAACUUUUACCUUGAUCAGAGCAAGGGUCGCCUUCCUGCUCUAAUCGCGGCAGAGACUCCGAGUCUCUUUGUCUGUGUCGCCUCCCUCGCCUUUUGUCAACUAGUUCGAGAGGUCACUUUCUACUACUCCCAUCGACUCCUUCACCACCCACUCAUUUACAAGUGGAUCCAUAAACAGCACCACACCUGGACCUCUCCCGUGGCGAUUGCAGCAGCAUAUUGCCACCCCCUAGAGCAUAUUUUUAGCAACGUCGUUCCGAUUGCUUUAGGCCCAGGGUUGUUGCAGAGCCACACCAUCAUCCUCUGGGCGUAUACUGUGUACGCCUCCAUUGAGACGCUCACCGUUCACUCUGGAUUUCACCUUCCGUUUUUUAAGUCCCCAGAAUUUCAUGACUUUCAUCACCUCAAAUUCAACGUCAACUAUGGAGUGACUGGGUUGAUGGAUUGGCUUCACGAGACGGACGGGCUUUUCCGAAGCUCAAAGCAGUUCCUAAGACAUCGCCGCACGUGGACCACAACCCCAAUCAAAGUCGCAAUCCCUUAAUAAUCAGGCCACAAACAAAGUUUUUUUCCUAUUUCUUCUUUAUUAUACACUAUCAUUGCAUUAUCAGCGAUAUAUCCUGUAAUAAUUUAUUCGAAAUAAUCAAUGGCACACAACAACGCAAGCUUCGACAAACACACAAAUUAUGUAACAAAACCCGACUUGGACAUUACGAGAACACAUUACGAGUACAUUAUUAUUAUUAUUAUACAGCAGGUCAGUUGUACAUGUACAAAUGAAAUGUACACGACAGUUUCAAAUAUAAAAGUUAUACAUCACAAACUCA